AGUGGAAAGUAGGGGCCGCAGCCCAGGGUCAGGCUGCUCUAGGGGAACCCGGCUGUGACCCCGGGGCCGCCUCUCUGACCCCCUGCCCACCCUACCCCCCUGGAAUCCUGAGAGGUGGGCAGAGCUCGACCUCACCUGUUGCCCUGGUAACCGGCGACAGAACGCUGCAGGCCGCGGUCACUUUCCGGGUGGGUGGCCCCUGGUCUGCCCAGGCCAGACCCCGCCCACCAUGCAGCACCCCAAACCCUUCACACCUGUGGCUUCCCAGGAUGGCUUCAGCCCCCAGGGCCUGGAGGGCCCCACAGGCCUGGGCGGCUGCCCCGUGCUCACAGCCGCCGACCCCCUGCCCACCGUGGCCUCUGCGAACCUGCUCUGCCAACCCCCAAACCCGGAGAAAGAUGUGUUUCCAGUGCCCCCGGCAGGCUUCCAGAUGGCCCCCUGCGGGUGUUUCUUCGACCCCCGCAUCUACCGCAUCGAGUGGGCCACCACCGACUUCGGCCAGGCCUUGUACAAGCUGGCGGUGGCCGGGACCCCCAGCCCCCCGGGCAGCUACCUCCUGGAGCCCCAGGCCUACGCCAAGGCCCCGGGGCCACCCCCAUACCCCCACUACCAGCCUGGAGGGCCCCCAUACCUGAUGCCCUACUACCCGCCAGAAGGGCCCGGCCGUGAGGCUGUGGGCUUCCUGAGGGAUGGGGGGCCCCCCAGCUUUGUGGAGCGGCCCCCACUGCUGCUCAAGGAGGGCCGGGCCGCCCUGCCGCCCGCCAAAGAUGCCAAGCUGCCCUCGAUGCUGCUCGCUGUGCCUGCCGAGGCCCCGCCGCCCCCUCCCAGCGCCUACGGCCACCUCCAAGACCACCAAGGCCAGGUCCCCGGGCCCCAGGCAGCCGGGCAGCCUGCAGAGCCCCUGGCAUUUGCCACCAAGGAGCCGCAGGAUGGUACCGGGGCCGAGCCGGGCCUGUCCCACCCGCAGGCCGCCUGUGAGCCCCAAGCCCCCGAGGCCGCCACCCCAUCGGGGAUAGGCGAGGUCCCCACAUGCGAGGCAGCCCGGCCAUCAGCGCUGCCGGACGAGGUGCUCCUGGAGGACGCCAUGCGUCUGUUCGACUGCCUGCCGGGCCGCGCCGAGCCCCGGGGGGCCGUACCCCACAAGAGGCCCCCCAGACCGCGCCUCCUGGAUGGGGGCAGCGGGGCCGAUGAGUCCUCGUCGUUGUCGUCCUCCUCCUCGUCCUCCUGCUCGGCCAGUGACAUCCGCUCGCUGCAUCUCCCCGAGGACCUGCUGUCCUUCGACUACAGUGUCCCCGAGAUCCUGGACGCCGUGUCCAACGUGGACUACCUGUUCAACUUCAGGGCGCUCGACGAGGAGCCGCCCGCCCACCCGGGGUCCCCCGCAGCCCAGCCCGCCGGCCCUGCGCCUCAGGCCGACACGCGGGGGAAGAAGAGGGCCACCUCCUCGGCCAGGAAGGGCAAGGCGGGCGUCAAGGCCAAGCAGGCUGCCCCCGCAGCCAGGCGGGACCUGGGCCCUGCCCCCCAGUAAAGCCCAUUUAGUUUCUCA
This is a messenger RNA of Cavia porcellus (domestic guinea pig), 1546 nucleotides long. It is a transcript of the gene Prr22, whose product is annotated as proline rich 22. NCBI's taxonomy places the organism in Eukaryota, Metazoa, Chordata, Mammalia, Rodentia, Caviidae. Bases 230 to 1528 code for a protein of 432 amino acids. The record is from RefSeq and is a predicted model, not a curated record. The transcript is spliced from 3 exons.